GUCGAGUGGUGCAAAAGUAAAAGUAAAAGUUUUUCUUUAAAGCAAGAAGAUGGCUCUGACUCUGGGUCAGUCUCAGCUGCUGCUGCUGAUAGCAACCAUUGGCCUGGCAGCAGCUGCCGUCAGCUCGAGCUACGAUCGGCAGGCCAAGACGUUCAUUGAUCAGUCGAGCGAGCGCUACUUCAAGCUGUACAAUCAAAUCGCCUCCGAGACAUACUCAGCUAACAAUGAGGAGGAUUUCGAGGCGCUCUUCUCCAAGCUGACCAAUGUGAAGCGCAUAGCGGACGAGCUGGUGGGCAUCUCACGUGAGGCAAGUAACUUUGAUCUGAGCCAAGUGCACGAUGCGGAGCUGAAGCUGGCGCUGCAAGAGCUUCGCACAGCGGGCGACUUGUUUGUGCUGGGCGAGGAUUACUUCUCCUCGGUGCAGAUGAAUCUGGCAGCGUUGCAGAAAAUGUCCACAGACAAGGACAUCGAGCCGUAUCUGGGUGGUGCCAAGAUGCCCAACGAGGACGACAGUCCGCUGGCCUACUAUCCGGACAUACAGAAGAUUGUGCAGCGCAGCAACGAUGUCGAUGAGCUCAAGUACUACUGGGAGACGUGGCGUGACAAGAACCAGAUCUGGGCCUCGGUUAACUUCUACACGAUCGUGCAGUCGUAUCAGAAGGCCGCACAGAUCUUGGAGAUACCGGUGCAUCAGCUGUGGUAUCGCUACGACAGCCAAGAGAUGCUGCAGCAAAUGGAGCAGGCCAUGGCGGAGCUAAAGCCCGCUUAUCAGCAACUGCAUGCGUUUGUGCGCCAAGAGUUGCACAAGAAGUACGGCAGCGAUGUGGUCAACGCCAAUGGACCCAUACCGGACCAUCUCUUCCAGCAGGUGCUCGAGCAGGCCUGGGAGGAGGGCAGCAUCAUUGAAUCCUACUUCCCACGCAAGGAUCUGCCCCAAUACGAUGAAUUCGUCAAGCAUCUGAGUGCCAAGGCGCUGGUCAAUGAGUCCGAGAGUUUCUACACCUCGUUAGGCUUUGCUCCGUUGAGCGCUGAGUUCCACAAGAAUCAGCUUAAGGAGCCAAACGAAGACAGACCCGACGACGAUUGUCGUCCCUCGCUCUUCGACCUGACCCCACACGUCUACAUGAUGUACUGCGAAAAGGUUAGCUUCAGAAAGCUGAUGCAGUAUCACGCCCACAUGGCCAGGGUCUACUAUGCCGAGCAGAAGAAGCAGCUGCCCUCGUAUUACUUCAAGGCUUACAAUCUGGAAUAUCCGGUGGGUGAGGCUGUGGUGCUCUCGGCCUCAUCGCCCACCCACUUGACGGGACGUGGCCUGGCCAAGGGCGUGCAGUUUAUGGAGCAAAUGCUGAUGAAUCGACUCUUCAGAAUGGGCAUUCACACAGUUCUCAAUAUACCGCUCUACUAUGUUCAUACGAAAGUAAUGCAUGAUCUCUUAAAUGGCACCGUCGACAUGGAUACAGUGAACAAACAUUAUUGGCGACUGCUGGAGCUGCAUGCAGGCAUUGAGCCGCCCACGGAUCGCCCAGAGGGUGCCAUCGAUUUCCCCUACAAGUUCUACGUAAACAUCGAGCAGAAUUAUCAAACCAAAAAAUUUAUUUCGGAAGUGCUGGGCUAUCAGUUCUAUCGUUCGCUGUGCCAGCAGGCCAACCAUCGCGGGCAGCUGCACAACUGUGAUUUCUUUGGCAAUUUUGCAGUGGGCAACAGUCUCAAAGCCAUGAUGUCCUUGGGCUCCACGAAGCCUUGGCGUGAGGUCGUAGGCAAAAUAUUGCCCAAAAAUACCGGCCUUAGCAGUUUGGCCUUAUUGGAGUACUAUCAGCCUAUUGUCGACUGGCUAAAGACGCAUAAUAAACAGACCAAAGUUAAGAUUGGCUGGAACUCCACACAGAAAAAGGUCGUAUAGAAGCAUAUUUUAUG
Messenger RNA from Drosophila hydei, 1914 nucleotides. It is a transcript of the gene Ance-4, whose product is annotated as angiotensin-converting enzyme. Lineage: Eukaryota; Metazoa; Arthropoda; Insecta; Diptera; Drosophilidae. The record is from RefSeq and is a predicted model, not a curated record. Gene Ontology annotation, cellular component: plasma membrane. Gene Ontology annotation, molecular function: peptidyl-dipeptidase activity; metallopeptidase activity. The transcript is spliced from 6 exons. Bases 50 to 1900 code for a protein of 616 amino acids. Gene Ontology annotation, biological process: proteolysis.